This is a messenger RNA of Mobula hypostoma (lesser devil ray), 3052 nucleotides long. RefSeq names its product cytohesin 1b (gene cyth1b). The record is from RefSeq and is a predicted model, not a curated record. Gene Ontology annotation, biological process: regulation of ARF protein signal transduction. The coding region runs from base 404 to 1423 and encodes 339 amino acids. Lineage: Eukaryota; Metazoa; Chordata; Chondrichthyes; Myliobatiformes; Myliobatidae. Gene Ontology annotation, molecular function: guanyl-nucleotide exchange factor activity. The transcript has 13 exons.
AGUGUCACAGCUGCAUCACUGGGGAAACAUACUGAGAGUGCGGCAUCAGCACCUUUUUCAGCCUUUUGAACAGGACUUAGCUGGAACCCUUUUGUAUUUACGUUGAUAGCACAUUAUUUUCAUCUGAUAAUUCUGGCUGAUGGAUUAAUGGUUUACUGGCAACAGCCACUGAUCUCAGCACAGGCUCAGGAUAUGCCAAUGGACAGAAGAAGGACAACAUUAAGAUUGCAAAGGCCUUUUUAACCAAGUGCCCGCAGACCUGACUCCAGAAGAAGUCAUAGAGCUAGAAAACAUCCGACAACGCAAGCAGGAGCUCUUGGCUGACAUUCAGCGGUUGAAGGAUGAGAUAGCAGAGGUUACGAAUGAAAUUGAAAACCUAGGUUCAACAGAAGAGAGAAAAAAUAUGCAACGAAAUAAGCAAGUGGCCAUGGGCCGGAAGAAAUUCAAUAUGGAUCCCAAGAAGGGGAUUCAAUUUCUGAUUGAAAAUGAGCUGUUGAAGAAUACUCGAGAGGAUAUUGCGCAGUUUCUGUACAAAGGAGAGGGACUAAACAAGACUGCAAUUGGGGAUUACCUAGGAGAGAGGGAUGAAUUCAAUGUCAAAGUUCUUCAUGCAUUUGUGGAGCUUCAUGAAUUCACAGACUUAAAUCUGGUGCAGGCUUUGCGGCAAUUUUUGUGGAGCUUCCGAUUACCUGGAGAGGCACAGAAGAUUGACCGAAUGAUGGAAGCUUUUGCACAGAGAUACUGUCAUUGUAAUCCUGGAGUCUUUCAGUCCACUGAUACCUGCUAUGUGUUAUCUUUUGCGAUUAUCAUGCUGAAUACUAGUCUACAUAAUCCAAAUGUUAAGGAUAAACCCAGUGUGGAGAGGUUCAUUCUGAUGAACAGAGGAAUAAAUGAUGGUGGUGACUUACCUGAAGAACUACUACGUAAUCUGUAUGAAAGUAUUAAGAAUGAACCGUUCAAAAUUCCAGAAGAUGAUGGCAAUGACUUGACCCACACAUUCUUCAAUCCAGAUCGAGAGGGCUGGCUCCUCAAACUAGGAGGUGGAAGAGUGAAAACGUGGAAACGCCGUUGGUUCAUUCUGACUGACAACUGCUUGUAUUACUUUGAAUACACCACGGAUAAAGAACCCAGAGGAAUCAUUCCACUUGAAAACCUCAGCAUUCGUGAAGUAGAGGAUUCAAAAAAGCCAAAUUGCUUUGAGCUCUACAUUCCAGAUAACAAAGACCAGUUUAUUAAGGCCUGCAAGACUGAGGCAGAUGGGCGAGUGGUAGAAGGAAGUCAUACAGUUUACAGGAUAUCUGCACCAACCCCAGAGGAGAAAGAUGAAUGGAUAAAAUGUAUAAAGGCGGCAAUCAGCAGAGACCCUUUCUAUGAAAUGCUGGCAGCAAGAAAGAAGAAAGUUUCCUCAACUAAGAAGCAUUAGAAUGACGGCAUUUUAUGCUACUUGAUUCAAGUAUCUUUCUAACAUUGACCAUUUUGACCCAAAGAGGUCUGUUUUCAAGUGUCAGUAACCACAGUGCAUUCUAGGGCUGGGUAUGUGCUUGUGCUGGAACGAAGUGCUGAAAGUUAGAAGGCUCUUCUGUUGCCUACUCCUCAACUAAUGAAGAUAUAGUUUUUACUCAAAAAAAAAAUCUCUCAAUAUUUCUCUCUGCACAGCUGGUCUGUUUGUGGAGUCCAGGGCCGCUACUUUACCUCCUCAAAGCUUUAUAUUUCUUAUCAAGAAGCUCUUGAUUUAACAUUUUUUUUUGGAAGGGGCCUAUGAUUCUAUCAGCCAUAUUCAAGGACUGGUAUGAUUGAAAAUCCAUGUCAGCUCUAGAAGCCCAUACAUAGAAAGCUAUGAAAAACAUUCAUCUUGGAAAGUUAUUAAGGUCAGGAUGUCAGUGUUUCAUAUGCCAGUGGACAGUGUGACAGGUGUUGGGCUAUGAUUCAUGAUGUACUAGUAAUAUGAGGGUGUAUAACUGGUCCAGACUGCUGGAGCGAGAUAAGUGCCGACAUGGAAAUCGGAAAAUGAGGAUUUUCCUGGAAUGAAGCCAGUUACAUUAUAACUGAAAAAAAACGCGCAAGAAGAAUCGUCUGUCCUUCAGACAGUACACUUUGAUUUAAUUUUUUAAUUGAAGCUUUUUGUUAAUAUAUGUUUUACUUUUUCUUGUUGAUUUCCACUAUUCAGUGCACUGGUGAACAAUUGCAGGAAAAUAAAGAGAUGACUAAGCAGUAUUAGUCUAUUUAUCAGAGCUGUAUAUACUUAAUGUAAAAAUUUUCUUUUUGUACUUAUUCAAUUGAUUUUAAGUUGUGAGGAUAAAUUGUUGGAGUAAUUUUUCAGUCUUUGCCAUUCAUACUUGUAGCACUGACAAACCAGGUCAAAUAAAUCAAAUUCUCUGUAAUGAACAGUAAGGUCUACUUCCUGUACUUUUAACUGUACACUGCUUAAUGUCCUAAAGAAAACUUCAUCCUCAUCAGCUGAAUACCCAUUUCCUGUGUGACAUUUCUGUAUUUCUGUCAGUGAAAUUGUUUGAUUCUGUUAUAUGUAAACAUUAAAAGGUUUAAAUUGUGAUACCAAUUUUUACAUGAUUUAUAAAAUAUAUGAAAUGCUUCCUUUGACAUUUGGUGGCAUAUAUUACUUAAACUUGAUUUUGUUAAAGCGUAUUGCAUUUUUUAUUGUUCAGAUUGAAAAUACUAGAUGCAAUGAUGUUCGGUUCAGAAAGGAACUUAACAUUUUUUUAUUAAUCACCUUGGACAGGCUGGCUUUAAAAAAUUAAAAAUAACAAGAAAAAAUAUUAAGUUGAAUUCGUAGCAGGAUUUGAUUUCCUUUAAGUACUACAGGUUUUACCUUGAUCUGCUUAUUUGAUGGUUUCAGUUUGCAUCAUCAUUCCAAUUUUCAAUUGUACUAGUACAAAUUUUUGUAAAGCAACAGAACAAUAUUUUUUCAGUUGGAAGUAAAUUUAUUAUCAAACAGGAAAAUAAAGAAUUACAAUAGAAUUUACAGAAAAACUAUACAUAAAUACUGGGCAAACAACCAGUGUGUAAAAGAAGACAAAUUGUGCAAAUAAAAAUU